GCCGGAAGGCUAGGGUGGCAAAUUCAUGCUUGUAAUGGGUGCCAUAGAAAAUGAGGUUAGCCAUCUACCACCAAGCGACAAGCUCGCGUGUGUGACUUGAUGCCGCCUCAGAGAAUAAAGGCGUCAUCCCCAUCACCGUGUCUUUCCUUAAUGACCGUGCAUGAGAAGGGCAUCUUUGGAAUCAUGGAUGACAGAGCCAACAAGUUGAUUCUGGCCCCUGUCCUAGCCGUGCUUUUUGUGAUGAUUGUCUACCAGUACAUAUGCCCAGCCGGGACCAAUUCGUGCCAUUUCAGGGCUGGCAACACUCUGAGAGGGGUAGCCCAGUCCUCUGAGCUGCCAGCCGUCGCAGAAGCCCAGUGGCAAGGGGAGGAGGAUGACAGCGAAGUUCCCGAGGACUCCAAUCCUCCGAAAUUCCAGCCGACCUUCAACUUCGUGGCCAAAGACCUCACCAGGUUUGUGGAUUUCAACAUCAAGGGGGACGAUGUGAUCGUGUUCCUGCACAUACAGAAGACGGGCGGCACCACUUUCGGGAGGCACCUGGUUAGAAACAUCCGCCUGGAGCAGCCUUGUGAUUGUAAGCCCGGCCAGAAGAAGUGCACCUGCCACCGGCCCGGGAAGAAGGAGACCUGGCUCUUUUCGCGCUUCUCUACGGGCUGGAGCUGCGGGCUGCAUGCGGACUGGACCGAGCUCACCAACUGCGUGCCCGCUAUAAUGGACAGGAAGGACAGCCAGAGAAACCACAGGAACUUUUAUUAUAUUACAAUGUUGAGAGACCCAGUAUCCCGUUACCUGAGUGAAUGGAAACAUGUCCAAAGAGGUGCAACCUGGAAAGCUUCACUUCAUGUCUGUGAUGGAAGAAGCCCGACACCUGAUGAACUGCCUACAUGUUACCUUGGGGAUGACUGGUCAGGGGUAACAUUACAGGAAUUCAUGGACUGCGGCUACAAUCUGGCUAACAACCGCCAAGUCCGAAUGCUUGCAGAUCUCAGCCUGGUUGGGUGUUAUAAUUUGACUUUUAUGAAUGAAAGUGAAAGAAAUGACAUUCUCCUCCAGAGUGCCAAGAAUAAUCUAAAGAAUAUGGCUUUCUAUGGCCUAACUGAGUUUCAAAGAAAAACCCAAUACCUAUUUGAAAGAACAUUCCAUCUCAAAUUUAUUUCUCCAUUCACUCAAUUCAAUACCACUAGAGCUUCAAAUGUGGAAAUUGACGAAUGGUCUCGUGAACGUAUAAAGGAACUUAACUUUUUAGACAUGCAGUUGUACGAGUAUGCGAAAGACCUCUUUUUACAGCGUUUCCAGUAUGCCAGACAACAAGAACACCAGAGGAAAAGGGAAAAGAGAAAGGAAGAAAGACGACUUCUAAGAGAACAUAAAGUUCUCCAGUGGCACAAAGAGGAUAAAGCUACAGAUGUUGUUACUACUGAAGACUAUAACAGUCAAGUGGCAAGAUGGUGAUCUCAGCCUUUAACCAGAUACAACAUUGGGAAUAACCAACAAUUUGCUAUUAGAUUUUUUUCAGCACAAACACUUACAGUCAAAAUAUUAUAUAAACUGGUGAAUUAUUUAUUUAAACAGUGUCUUUUGUGACGUUUCCUUUCUUUGACAGCAAACACUGAAAUAAUUAGAUGAAAAAGAGGAAGAAAUAUACUUAUGAACAUUUCCUAAAUGAAUUGCCCUUAUGGACAUUUGAUUUGUUAUAAUGAAGUAUUCAUAUAAGAAAGGAAAUAUUCUAUAGACUUCGAACAUCUGCAUAA
Molecule: messenger RNA, 1751 nt
Organism: Spea bombifrons (plains spadefoot toad)
Lineage: Eukaryota; Metazoa; Chordata; Amphibia; Anura; Pelobatidae
Gene: HS6ST3
Product: heparan sulfate 6-O-sulfotransferase 3
Exons: 2
Coding region: 100-1452 (450 amino acids)
Cellular component (GO): membrane
Molecular function (GO): heparan sulfate 6-sulfotransferase activity
Source: RefSeq, a predicted model, not a curated record